GGCAGCCAAGCAAUUGACUCGUUUCCCGAUUGCCAUAUUUAUGACCCUAACCCUGAAACCGUUCUCAUGAUUCUUUGUGGUCACAACUCCAUCUUGAACCUAUGAAGUUGGGUCUUUCCAUGACCCCGAGAUAAAUAUAAUUGAGGAUGCCUGUCCAGUCGCUGCAAAACACAGAUGUGAUCGUUCCUCAACAUGCACCUCAUCCACUCCUUCCGUUUCUUCAAUCCCAAUCACAAACUACGUUAACCCGUCUCUAUCAACGGCCAUCAUCAUGUCUUUCGAUAUUUCGAUUGCUCGGACCAAUUGAGCGGCAGCUCAUAAUGAAUCUACUCUGGCUGGAAAGUGCCCUCUCCGCAGCGACGAUGUCAGCUUGGGUCCUUCCUGAGGGAAAGAACGCAUAUGAUUCCGCCCUUACUGUCAUGACAGGACUCCACAUUGCCCAAAAUUCGGCUGUUAAAUUAGCGCUAAACCCUACAUUCAAAUCUAGCUUGAGGCAAGCUAUCACAGGAGGAGGUAAUACGGGAAGUUUUGGAGUCCCUACCGACAAGGACGGCAAGCGACAGUCAGCGAACAUUGAAAACUUAGACGCAUACGCGCUCGAACGAUGGGAGACCAUCCUUCACUACAUGGUGUCGUCUGGUCAAGGCCAAAAUCCCACCAAGCCUUCCCAAGGAGUUCUGUACUUGCUCCAACGGAGUGGUUUGAUGAACAAUGCUCACGGUGCAGCUCUACAAAUCACUUCCUCGGGUUUCCAGUUCCUCCUCCACUCACCUCAUGAUCAACUUUGGAAUCUACUAUUACAGUACUUGCACAUGGCAGAGGAGAGGCAAAUGGACCUCGUAGAAGUGCUUAGCUUUCUAUUCAUGUUGUCGACCAUGGAUCUUGGUCGGGAAUAUUCGACAGAACCCUUGAGCGAAACACAGAAGGCAAUGCUUGAAGACCUUCGGGACUAUGGUCUUGUAUGGCAACGUAAGACUUCAUCAAAACGUUUCAGUCCCACACGAUUAGCAACAACGUUGACUUCGUCUUCGCAUUCUACCGGCGGGUCUCGUACGGCGGACGGUACAGGGGCGGUUACUCUAAGUUCAGGGGCCGCGCAACAAGGCUUCAUUGUUCUGGAAACUAACUAUCGGAUAUAUGCGUAUACAGACAACCCCUUGCAAACGGCUGUCCUUAAUUUGUUCAUCACGAUGAAAUAUCGUUUUCCGAACUUGGUUGUGGGAAUGCUCACCCGUGAAAGUGUACGCAAGGCACUGGGCAAUGGAAUCUCGGCUGACCAGAUCAUUAGCUACUUAACGACACAUGCACAUCCACAGAUGCGCAAGAACGUCAGUAUAUAUUCAAUCAUCCUCACAAGCCAAUUUCGUUAUCUUUACAAAGACUUCGCGUCGCAAGCCGAUUAUGAAUACGUGCUAGCGUAUGCGAAGCAGCUGGAUGUUGUGCUUUGGGAGAACGCGGCCAAGCGGUGCUUCUUUGGUACUCUUGAGGGACAUGCUAACGUUAGAGGAUUCAUCGAGAGACGGACAGGAUCAGUUUAGAGUCAUUGCUUGUGGCGCUUAUUACGUUUGGUUGUGUAAGAUACCACGACAAAUGUAUUACGUCCGAUAUGUACAUGUAUUAAGAUCUAUUAAAGUAUUUAUGACUCGGG
Suillus subalutaceus is the source of this 1648-nucleotide messenger RNA. Its product is annotated as transcription factor Tfb2-domain-containing protein. Gene Ontology annotation, molecular function: double-stranded DNA binding; ATPase activator activity. Gene Ontology annotation, biological process: nucleotide-excision repair. Gene Ontology annotation, cellular component: transcription factor TFIIH holo complex; transcription factor TFIIH core complex. NCBI's taxonomy places the organism in Eukaryota, Fungi, Basidiomycota, Agaricomycetes, Boletales, Suillaceae. The coding region runs from base 147 to 1538 and encodes 463 amino acids. The record is from RefSeq and is a predicted model, not a curated record. The transcript has 13 exons.